Molecule: messenger RNA, 785 nt
Organism: Jaminaea rosea
Lineage: Eukaryota; Fungi; Basidiomycota; Exobasidiomycetes; Microstromatales
Exons: 2
Coding region: 223-678 (151 amino acids)
Source: RefSeq, a predicted model, not a curated record
GAUCUGUUUCGCUCGAGGUCGAAGCUAGAUGAAAGCGAGGGACGCGUACCGCGAGCGACUGCUGAACACACUGGGGGUGAACAAAGGAGGUGGAGCGCAUGAAGGCUUUCGCAUUCGGAAUCGAAGGCGAUCAAGCAAGCAAGCAGCCAAGCAAGCAGGACGGACAGCGACAGAGAUACGCGAGACGAGGCGAGACGAGGCAAGGACAUAGGACUUGGGGAAAUGAUACGCGUAGAAACGGUUGAGUCACGUUGUGGCGCGACGCAGCACGUCCACUCGAUGCAAAUGCAGAGCUUUGGUCCAGGCGUUGCCUCAGUGGCACCCGAUUGCUCGUGGUGGCCUAUCCGCACGUUACCUAGAGCCGCUAAUCGGGGCUGCUGCUCCGUGUUCCGUGCUUCCUCCCCUCCCUCUACACGCGGCUCGCUCUUCACGCGGCCCUCUCUCGUCUCACCUCGAGGCGUAACCGGCCAACUUUCUCGCUCUCAGCCCUCUCUUGCUGAUGCACAACGCUUAGCCAAUAAAGAAUCGGCACCGCAACACUCUUUGCUCCGCGAGGUCAAUCUUGCGACUCAGAGGUUAGUGGCCCAUUCGGAAACACUAGUCUGGGGUCAUUACCAUCGGCUCUGGUCGCCCCAUUGGAUUGAAGGUAGGAAGAAGAGCCCCUUCUCGGGACCUUGAUGCGGAACAUCUCUUCUUGUUCGCAAGCAGGCCGGGUCUAGCCCUCUGCGCUUGGCUGGCGCCUCUCGAGUCAGCAAAGCGUUGCUGCCAUUUCUGCUCGGGGGCUG